Hemicordylus capensis (graceful crag lizard) is the source of this 3098-nucleotide messenger RNA. RefSeq names its product phosphofructokinase, muscle (gene PFKM). Gene Ontology annotation, cellular component: cytoplasm; 6-phosphofructokinase complex; membrane. Gene Ontology annotation, molecular function: ATP binding; fructose-6-phosphate binding; identical protein binding. Gene Ontology annotation, biological process: fructose 6-phosphate metabolic process; canonical glycolysis; fructose 1,6-bisphosphate metabolic process. The transcript has 23 exons. The coding region runs from base 19 to 2502 and encodes 827 amino acids. The record is from RefSeq and is a predicted model, not a curated record. Lineage: Eukaryota; Metazoa; Chordata; Lepidosauria; Squamata; Cordylidae.
AGCACACAUGUUCUGGUUAUGUGGGCGCCCCUGGACCUCUCUGUAGUAGGGUCCAGCCUUUUCAUUUCAGUGUCACUUACAUUCGCAGCUGUUGUCUUCUUCUUUACUUUCUAUUCCUUCUCUGAGGAAAAAGAGGAUCAAACAGCUCGAAGAAUGGCGCAAACACCUGUAAAACACGAGCAUGCUGACACAAUGGGGAUUGGGAAGGCCAUUGCCGUCUUGACAUCCGGAGGAGAUGCCCAGGGUAUGAAUGCUGCUGUCCGGGCUGUGGUUCGAGUGGGGAUAUACACCGGAGCCAAAGUGUUCUUCGUUCAUGAGGGCUACCAAGGGCUUGUGGAUGGUGGUGACAAUAUUAAGGAAGCAACAUGGGAAAGUGUGUCCAUGAUGCUGCAGCUGGGUGGCACAGUGAUUGGAAGUGCCCGGUGCCAAGACUUCCGCACACGUGAAGGACGCGUGAAAGCUGCUCGCAACCUGGUCAAGAGAGGAAUUACAAACUUGUGUGUGAUUGGAGGUGAUGGCAGCUUGACCGGAGCAGACACCUUCCGAGCUGAGUGGACCAGUUUGCUGCAGGAGCUGGUUAAGACAGGUGGCAUCACAGCAGAGGAAGCCCAGAAGUCUAAUUACCUGAACAUUGUCGGUAUGGUCGGCUCUAUUGAUAAUGACUUUUGUGGUACUGACAUGACCAUCGGCACAGAUUCUGCUCUCCACAGAAUAAUGGAGAUAGUGGAUGCCAUCACCACCACUGCCCAAAGCCAUCAGAGGACAUUUGUGCUGGAAGUAAUGGGUCGUCACUGUGGUUACCUAGCUCUUGUAACUGCCUUGGCAAGUGGCGCAGACUGGGUUUUCAUUCCAGAAUCUCCACCAGAAGACAACUGGGAGGAUCACUUGUGCAGGAGAUUAACUGAGACAAGAACCCGAGGCUCAAGACUGAACAUCAUCAUUGUGGCUGAAGGAGCCAUUGACAAGCACGGCAAGCCCAUCACUUCAGAAGACAUUAAAACUCUGGUUGUGAAACGCCUGGGCUUUGACACAAGAGUCACCAUUCUAGGACAUGUGCAGCGUGGUGGGACCCCUUCUGCCUUUGAUCGUAUUCUGGGAAGCAGGAUGGGUGUGGAAGCAGUCAUGGCAUUACUGGAGGGAACUCCUGACACUCCCGCGUGUGUGGUCAGCCUGUCUGGCAACCAAGCCAUCCGCCUUCCUCUCAUGGAGUGUGUCCAAGUGACAAAAGACGUCACAACAGCUAUGCAUGCGGGUCGGUUUGAUGAAGCUCUUAAACUCAGAGGAAGGAGUUUCCAGAAUAACUGGAACGUUUACAAGAUUUUGGCCCAUAUACGCCCACCCUCUGCAAAGAGUGGCUACAACUUGGCAGUGAUGAAUGUGGGUGCACCAGCGGCCGGCAUGAAUGCAGCUGUGAGAUCUACGGUCAGAAUUGGACUAAUCCAUGGCCAUAAGAUGCUGGCUGUGCAUGAUGGGUUUGAAGGCCUUGCUGAAGGAAAGGUUGAAGAGAUUGGAUGGGGAGGAGUUGGUGGCUGGACUGGGAGAGGAGGAUCGAGUCUUGGAACCAAGAGGACUCUGCCAAAGAAAUACUUUGAGGAAAUCAGCAACACCAUUACCAAUUUUAACAUUCAUGGGCUGAUCAUCAUUGGUGGCUUUGAGGCUUUCACUGGCAGCCUGGAGUUGGUUGAUGGCCGAUCCAAAUUUGAAGAGCUCUGUAUCCCACUAUGUGUGAUUCCUGCCACUGUCUCCAACAACGUUCCUGGCUCGGACUUCAGCAUUGGUGCAGACACUGCUCUCAACACCAUCACAGCAACUUGCGAUCGUAUCAAGCAGUCUGCGGCUGGCACCAAGAGGAGGGUCUUCAUCAUUGAGACGAUGGGAGGCUACUGUGGCUACCUGGCGACCAUGGCAGGCUUGGCUGCUGGUGCUGAUGCGGCCUAUAUUUAUGAAGAUCCGUUCACCAUCCACGACUUGGAGAUGAAUGUGGAGCAUCUGACUGAGAAAAUGAAGACCACAGUGAAGAGAGGUCUAAUACUGAGGAAUGAGAAAUGUAAUGAAAACUAUACCACUGACUUCAUAUACAACUUGUAUUCUGAGGAAGGGAAAGGCAUCUUUGACACCAGAAAGAAUGUUUUGGGUCACAUGCAGCAGGGUGGUUCACCAACUCCGUUUGACAGGAACUUUGGAACGAAAAUGGGUGCCAAAGCAGUGGCAUGGAUGUCCGGCAAGAUUAAAGAGUGUUCCAGACAUGGUCGCAUCUUUGCCAACACUGCUGACUCGGCUUGUCUCCUGGGCAUGCGCAGACGGGCCCUGGUCUUCCAGCCUCUCUCCGAACUCAAACAACAGACCGAUUUCGAGCACCGUCUCCCCAAAGCACAGUGGUGGCUGAAGCUGCGUCCCAUCUUGAAGAUCCUUGCCAAGUACAAGAUUGAACUGGACACUUCAGAGACAGCCCAUUUAGAGCACAUCACUCGCAAGAGAGUAUCUGGCGAAGAGUCUAUCUGAACAUGCCAGCUACAAAUCUCCCUUGAAUUAUGCUUUUAGGAGACCUCCAAAAUAAAUUCUAAAUUUUCAGUUCCUACCCCUACUUAUCAUGCAGCUGUUCAUCUAGUGUUCAUAUAACAUGGGGGCUGCACAUCUGCCAGAAAUGGACAAUACAUCGUGCCAUACCUUGGUACAUGGAAAUAUACUGUAUUUGCGGGUUAAGAACAACUAUGUAUGGCUAUACUUGCAUUCUGCUUCUCCUCCUAGAAAGCUCAGAGCAGCUUCUAUGGAGCUCCCAGUGAUCUCCCUUCUAGGUGUUGGGUAGGCCCACUCUGCCUUUAACUUUACCCAUCUAAAGGAUUUAGGCACACUAGGCUCUGCAGGGUUGUCUGGGGUGGCAGGAGGGGUGCUGCUCAAGCAGAUACUAUAUGCUUAUUUCAAUCAUACUUCAGUUUUAACGUUAACAUUUUUACUGGAUUGUAUAACCUUCAUGUUAGGAUCUCCUCCAUUUGAACAUAAAAUGACAACUACCCCAGAAGAUGCUCUUAACAUUUGUGCCUUCAGAAUACAGAUGUUUCCAAGUGCUUGAAAUAAAACAGGAACUAAUUUACCAGAGA